Molecule: messenger RNA, 933 nt
Organism: Lotus japonicus
Lineage: Eukaryota; Viridiplantae; Streptophyta; Magnoliopsida; Fabales; Fabaceae
Exons: 1
Coding region: 1-933 (310 amino acids)
Molecular function (GO): zinc ion binding; nucleic acid binding
Source: RefSeq, a predicted model, not a curated record
AUGCCGCCACGACAGGACCCAACCAAUGCUCAGCUUGCUCAGGCUAUGGCCCAGAUGGCUCAGGUGAUGACCCAGCAGGCUAAUGCGGCUGCUACUCAGGCUGCGGCUCAGGCUGAGCGGGAUGCUGAGGAACAUGUUAGGAGGGCACAGAGAGUGGAACGCGAUCUGGCGCAGGACCAGAUUAGGAUGCAGGCUGAUUUCAACCGACACGGUCCACCUAAGUUUCAAGGUGAGGUGGAGCCGGAAAAGGCUGAUUUGUGGAUUCAGGAAAUGGAGAAGAUCUUUGAAGCUCUCCAUACACCGGAAGGAGAGAAGGUGGGUUUGGCUACCUUCAUGCUGAAGGGAGAUGCUGAAUAUUGGUGGUGGAGUGCUAGACAACUAAUGACCGCCAAUCUGGUGGCCGUUACUUGGGACUCGUUCAAGAGAGCUUUCAUGAACAAGUACUUUCCUGAAACUGCCAGGGAAGAUAUAGAGAACCAGUUCCUCGGGCUGAGGCAAGGAAUCAUGACUGUAGGGAGUAUGCUGCUAGGUUGGAGACUGUCGAGACAUUUAUGUUUCUUUCAGGUGCAAGUGGAUGAACCAUACCUCUGCAACCGUUUUAUGAUUGGGCUAAGGAAUGAUAUUGAGGAGUCUGUAAGGCCUUUGGGAAUCAGGGUUUAUCAACAGCUGGUUGAGAAGGCCCGAGAAGUUGAAACCAUGAAGAAUCGUCGGGGAAGCCGACAAGAGAGUGGAGGACCCAUUCGUACUGGACAGAAACAGGCAGGAAGGACUGACAUGGGUAAGGCACCUCAGAGGAAACCAUACCAACGUCCUAGUGACAAGGUGCCAAUUUCGGGAAAAGGAGAGGCGAUUGUUCCGAAGGAGGACAUUGUCUGUUUCAAGUGCAACCAGAAGGGACAUUAUGCUAAUGAGUGCGGAAAGGAGAUCAUAUGA